GAGAAAAACGACGACCUUGUUGGAGUGAAGUGACGAGUAGACGUUUUGCUACGCAACAAAAUAUCGAUUUUCUUCGGUGAUGGCGCCAAUUCUUGCGUACUGGGACAUUCGAGGGCUUGCUGAACCGAUUCGCCUUUUACUUAACUACACUGAGACAGAGUUUAAGGAUGAGCGGUAUGAAAUUGGUGACGGUCCUGAUUAUAAGGCAGAAUCCUGGACUUCAGUCAAGUACACUUUGGGGCUGGAUUUCCCUAACCUUCCUUAUUACAUUGAUGGGGAUGUCAAGAUAACUCAAAGUAAUGCAAUAAUGCGUCAUAUUGCAAGAAAACAUGACUUGUUUGGCUCAACUGAGGAACAGAAUAUAAGAAUGGAUGUUGCCGAAAAUCAGCUUAUGGAUGUUCGUAACAAGUUUGUUGGACUUUGCUAUAAUCCAGACUUCGAGAAUCUAAAAGCUGGCUAUAUCAAGAGUGUCAAGUCCUCCAUUCAACAACUCUCAGACUUUUUGGGAGAAAGGGAGUUUUUGGCUGGAGAAAAGAUUACCUUUGUUGACUUUAUCUUGUACGAAAUGAUGGAUCAACACAGAAUUUUUGAGCCCUCUUUACUGGAACCUCAUAAUAACCUCAAGGAAUUCUUAACUCGGAUUGAGGAGUUACCUACCAUUGCUGCAUAUAUGAAGUCAGACAAGUUUAAGGCCCAUCCCAUUAAUAACAAAAUGGCAAAGUUCAAGUAAAUUUACAAAGAAGUGGGACGACAAAAGAUGUAAUGAAGAUCUAUCAUUCUGCUGUCUUGUUAGGUGUUAGGAAAGAAAAAUAAAUAAUGCUGUUACUUUCAACACA
This is a messenger RNA of Orbicella faveolata, 836 nucleotides long. RefSeq names its product glutathione S-transferase Mu 1-like. Gene Ontology annotation, molecular function: glutathione transferase activity. NCBI's taxonomy places the organism in Eukaryota, Metazoa, Cnidaria, Anthozoa, Scleractinia, Merulinidae. The record is from RefSeq and is a predicted model, not a curated record. Gene Ontology annotation, biological process: glutathione metabolic process.